Mus musculus (house mouse) is the source of this 3539-nucleotide messenger RNA. RefSeq names its product aarF domain containing kinase 2 (gene Adck2). Gene Ontology annotation, cellular component: mitochondrion; membrane. Bases 426 to 2279 code for a protein of 617 amino acids. Lineage: Eukaryota; Metazoa; Chordata; Mammalia; Rodentia; Muridae. The record is from RefSeq and is marked provisional. The transcript is spliced from 8 exons.
GGAAGCUGGGAGCAGCGCUGGCCCGGACGCUUAGUGCUCUCUCUCUCUGCCUGGUUGUCACUGCCCGCUCUGUGCAGGUCCCGAGCCAUCGGCUCGGCAUCUCCGCCGCCCCCCGGGAGCCUGGCCCGUGAGCCCGCCGGAGCGCGCCUCUCAGGUCUUCCCGCGGCCCUCUGAGGCUUCGUCGUUCUCUCUAGGCCGCGGGUCCGCAUCUCCGUCCCUGGCGCUCGGCGACUCCCUGCACUCUGAGCUCUGGCGCUGGACAGCUUGUCACCCGUGGUCCCCGGCUCAGGUCCCCGUUAUCCCUCCCCUCCUGGGCUGCGCUAGGGGGCGCGGUCCGACUCAUCCCCGCUUCGGCACGGAGCGUCUCCACAAUGGCUUCCCUUUAGGUAGAGAACAAGCAGUCUAGGCCAAGGGGUCUAGAGAGGAUGGUGACCCCCUGGCGUUUGUCUGUCAGGGUCUGCUUGUCACACUUAAGAUGCUUUGAGUUCAGAAAGGAACUUGGGCAUUCCAGACCCCUGGGAUGCUCUCGCAAUGCCAGACUAUGUUGGUUUCUGCUAGGUACUUUGCCCAAAUUAAUCUCAGCCCAUGGCAGUGUUGGAGAGGGGGCGCCUGGCAGCUUGUGCCAGAGAAAGACUCACUGGAGUGACCUGGCGGAAAAUGGACUAGUGGAGAAGGUGGCCCAAGAAGGGCCUCUGGCCCGCGUCUUACUGUGUCUCCGCCUAGGGCUCCGCGCUGGUGUGCUCUUGGCGAAAUUCUUCCCCCUCCUCUUCUUGUACCCUCUCACCUACUUGGCCCCUGGCCUCUCCACCCUCUGGCUCCAUCUGCUUUUCAAAGCUACAGAGACCUCAGGCCCAACAUAUAUCAAAUUGGGCCAAUGGGCCAGCACCCGGCGCGACCUCUUUUCAGAGGCUUUCUGUACCCAGUUCUCCAAGCUGCAUGUCCAGGUGACCCCCCACCCUUGGGCAAGGACGGAAUACUUACUCCAGCAGGCAUUUGGGGAGGAUUGGGGCAGCCUCCUCUUUUUCGAGACCCGGGAACCUGUAGGUUCAGGUUGUGUGGCCCAAGUGUACAAAGCGUUCGCUAGUAUUUCCUUGUUGGAGGAAGACAGGAUCUGGAGACUUGGGGAGCUCUCUGCCCCAGGAACCAGGGCCGUGGUGAUGCAGAGAGAGCCCUUUAUGAAAGACCGGAAGCCUUCAGAAAACCUUGCCGACGAAGCAUUUCUAGAAAAACUGCUUCUUCCUAAAGCUGACCUUGGUGGGUCAGAAGUGGGUGUGUCUCAGGCUCCCUGGCAUCUGCCUAAGUCAGAUCACCUCAUCCCAGUGGCAGUGAAAGUAUUACACCCAGGCUUGCUCUCUCAGGUGUCCAUGGAUUUACUGCUGAUGAAGAUUGGCAGCAAAGCCCUGGGGCUUUUACCUGGAGUCAAAUGGCUUAGCUUGCCUGAGAUCGUGGAGGAAUUCGAGAAGCUCAUGGUCCAACAGACAGACCUGCGCUAUGAAGCUCAGAAUCUAGAGCACUUUCAGCACAACUUCCAGGACAUGGCAUCUGUGAAAUUUCCCACCCCACUGCGCCCCCUCAUCACUAGGGAUAUUCUGGUGGAAACGUAUGAAGAGAGUGUUCCAGUGUCCAGCUACCAGCAGGCAGGAAUUCCCACCGAUCUGAAGAGGAAGAUUGCACAGCUGGGGAUCAACAUGCUUUUGAAGAUGAUAUUUGUGGAUAACUUUGUACACGGAGAUCUACACCCUGGAAACAUCCUGGUCCAGGGUGCUGAUGGAGUGUCCCCAAGCCUGGAGAUGCAACAGCAGCAGGUGAAUGUCUGUGACACACUGGUGGCUACCAUAGCGCCUGCCCUGUGCCCACUGCGCCUGGUGUUGUUGGAUGCUGGCAUUGUGGCAAAACUGCAGGCUUCUGACCUGAGGAAUUUCCGGGCAGUUUUCCAGGCUGUAGUGAUGGGACAGGGCCAUCGAGUGGCUGAGCUCAUGCUGCAUCAUGCCCAGGCCAAUGAGUGCAAGGAUGUGGAAAGGUUCAAGGCUGAGAUGGCUACACUGGUGACCCAGGCCAGGAAGAACAUCGUCACACUGGAAAAGCUUCAUGUUUCCAGCCUCCUAUCCAGUGUCUUUAAGCUACUGAUGACCCAUAAGGUAAAGCUGGAGAGCAACUUCGCCUCCAUUGUGGUUGCCAUCAUGGUGCUGGAGGGGCUCGGCCGCUCACUGGACCCCACGCUGGACAUCCUAGAGGCAGCAAAACCCUUCCUCUUCAAAGGGCCAGCAUCAUUCCUGUGACAGUGGCAGUGUGCACACAGUGAAGGCAGAUCCUCAGGGUCUGCCCUUUGGCAGCUAAGACACCUAAAACUGGAUGUGUGGCAGAGUCACCACCGCUUUCCCAGCGAGCCAGCUUCAGGGUCUGCUUAAAAACCGGGUUAUUUUAGGGCAUAAAGGGAGGGACGCUGGAACUGGUGCCAGGGGCACUAUUUCAGGAAAAAUGGUCUGUAAAAGACGACAAAAUACAUUUACUUAUUUUGUUUUUCUGUUUUCUUCUUCUUAAAAAAGGUGUGUGUUGCAUCUUGUCUGCCUGCCUGCCUGCCUGUAUCUAUGUGUAUGUAGAUACCUACUGAAGGCCAGGUGAGACCAUUGUGUCCUUUGGAGUUAUAGGCAGUUGUGAAUGCUGGGAAAUGAAUUUAGGUCCUCUCAAGAGCAGCAGAGUGCUACUAACCACUGAGCUAUCUCUUCAACCCUUCCUUGGUCCCUCCCUCCCUCCGUCCCUUCCUUCCUUUUUAAAUUGCAUGUACUUGUGUAGGAGGAGGGGCUGUGGCAAUCAGAACCACAGGGAUUUCUAGGGAUUGGACUCAGGACUUAAGCCUGGCAUCGAAUGCCUUCAGUUCAGCCAUCCUGCUGCCUGUUUUUCUUUUUUCUUAACCCUCACACUCUUUGGUCCUCUUUGCUGGUGGUUCUUACCCUUAGACUUAGGUUAGAAAAUGCCAUAAAAUCCUGUAGACCACAAUUUCCAAUUUUUUUUUUGAAAAUUAUGUAUGCAGUUAGGCAGUGGUGUCACACACCUUUAAUCUCAGUGCUUGAGAGGCAAAGGCAGGCAGAUCUUUGGGUUUGAGGCCAACUAAGUCUACAGGGUGAGUUCCAGGACAGCCUGGACCACACAGAGAAACCCUGUCUUGAAAAACCAAAAGAAAAAAAAAGUCUAGAUUUGACAAAAAGUUGAAAGCCAGUUUAAGUUUUAUAUGGGCACUGUCAAUACUAGAGAAAUUUUGAAAGCACAAUUGGCAAUUUAAUGGGUUCAAGUUAUCUUGACAAUUUUUAAUAUUUGCUAAUUUCUUCCUGAAUUUAUUUUUCAGUGUUAAAAUAAUGAGGCUGGUGGUAUAGCUCCACAGUGGAGGCUUAGUCCACCAGGUCUGCGGCUCCAGGUUUAAUCCUCAGCACCACCUACCCCAUCAGUGACUGCUGUAGAGCCAACGACUUCCUCUCUUUGUUGGUGGGGAGGGGAUGCAGCAAGUCUUUAGGAAAUAAAGUAAACAUCAUUUCUCUUUUCUC